UCAGUGCUCCCUUGUGAGGUAGCCAGAGGUUGCUCCAAAGCCUGGGUGGAAGAACAUCUGUGCCGUGUCUUUUUACAGGCAUUGCCACUGGGGGGGAGGGAAAGGUACAGACACCUGGAGCAUUAUUGCCCCUUCCUUGGAUUUAAGAAACUACAGAUGAAAUGGACUGGCUUCCUUACAGAACAGCUGCUGUGCUGUUUAUUUUAAUGGUGUCUCUGGAUUUCAGCAUCGGUUCUUUUCAUGUUGAGGUAAAAGAAUGGAAUGAAAAAGGAAUGGAGAGAUGGAAAUCCCAUCGGAGGCAGAAACGAGAAUGGAUUAAAUUUGCUGCUGCCUGUAGGGAAGGAGAAGAUAAUUCAAAAAGGAACCCAAUUGCAAGAAUCCGAUCAGAUUGUGAAAAAACGCAGCCAAUUAUAUAUAAAAUAAGUGGAGUAGGAAUUGAUCAACAUCCUGUGGGAGUAUUUGUCAUCAACCAGAAGACUGGUGAAAUUAAUAUAACAAAAAUAGUAGAUCGAGAAGAAACUCCAAUGUUUGUGAUUCACUGUCACGCUAUAAAUGUUAUGACUGGAAAAUCAGUAGAAACACCUCUUGAUCUUCGUGUUCGGGUUCUGGAUAUAAAUGACAAUCCACCAAUAUUUACACAACACAUGUUCUCAGGGUCAAUAAUAGAAAGCAGUAUGGAGAAUACAUUUGUAAUGAAAAUAACUGCUACAGAUGCUGAUGAGCCAAAUAAUUUAAAUUCCAAAAUUGCCUACAAGAUUGAAAGCCAGACUCCUUCAGGCCCAUUAUUGUUUAUCUUGAACACAGAGAAUGGAGAACUUCACAUUGCAAAAGCUCUUGAUAGAGAGGAACAAAGUCAAUAUACUCUGGUUGUCAAAGCCUCAGACAGAAAUGGAGGGCCAGAUGGAAUAUCAUCAGAAUGUCUGUGUCAGGUUAAAGUUCAGGAUGUGAAUGAUAAUUUUCCUACUCUUUCACAAAGCUCGUUUUCAGUAUCAAUUCUAGAAAAUUCACUGAGUCAGGAGCUGCUAAGGAUACAGGUAUUUGAUGCAGAUCAAGAAUUUACAGAUAACUGGUUUGCGGAAUUUUUCUUUAUAUCUGGAAAUGAAAACCACAAUUUUGAGAUCACAAUAGACAGAACAACUAAUGAAGGUAUCCUGAGUGUUGUAAAGGAAAUUGAUUAUGAACAAUUUUCAACCAUAAACAUUAAUAUUGGUGUGCGAAAUGUUGCCCCUUUCCACUCUUCUGUGGCUUCUCUUUAUCAACCUACUGGAAUCCCAAUUGUGGUGCAGAUAACUAAUGUAAUUGAAGGACCAGCAUUUAGUCCAUCUACAAUGACCAUCACUGCAUCUGAGAGCUUAACAAGCGAAAGUAUACUCACUUACACUGUUGCGACAUUCCAAGCCAUUGAUCAAGAUACUGGAAAAAUUGCCACAAAUAUUCGGUAUGAGAUAGGCCGUGAUCCUGCUGCCUGGUUUCAAAUCAAUCCUCAAACUGCUGUCAUCACUUUUAAGAAAACUAUUGAUCGAGAAUCAAUUUAUGUAGUCAAUGGGGUAUACACAGCAGAGGUACUUGCUAUUACCAGAGGCAGCCCUUACACAACAGCCACUGGCACUAUUAUGCUUACUAUUCAAGAUGUCAAUGAUAACUGUCCUAUUCUGACUGAGGAGAUCAGAAGAGUAUGUAUGGACAAUCCAAAUGUGGUGAUCACAGCUAACGAUCCAGAUGAUUCUCCAUAUGGGCCACCCUUUACGUUUAGCAUUAUCGCUCAGCCUCAAGACAGCUGGUGGGAUAUCAAAACAGUAAAUGGUACUUCUGCAGCUCUGUUCACUAACAACAUAGAAUUCAUAAUUUAUGAGGUCCAAGUCAGAGUGACCGACAACAGUGGCAAAAGCUGUCAAAGGCCACUUGUAAUUCCUCUGCAAGCCUGUCAUUGUGAUCAAAAUGGAAUGUGUGUCAAAAUGGCUACCAAAAGAGUCAAAGUUAUAAUUAUUGGUGGUGGUGGAGCUGGUGGAGGAGCAGGUGGUGGAGGAGCAGGUGGUGGAGGAGCAGGUGGAGGAGGAGCGGGUGGUGGAGGUGCAGGUGGUGGAGGAAUGGGUGGUGGAGGAGCAGGUGGCGGAGGAGCAGGUGGUGGAGGAAUGGAUGGAUGGGGAACAGGUGGUGGAGCAACAGGUGGUGGGGGAACAGGCAGUGGAGGAGCAGGUGGUGGAGGAGCAGGUGGCUGGGGAACAGGUGGAGGUGGUACUGAUGGUGGUGGUGGUGGUGGUGGUACAGGUGGCACAGGUGGCGAAUAUGUACAUGAUGGCACUAGUGGACAUGUGAUUGACGUAGGAGGAGCAAGGCAAAAUUCUGGAGAUACAUCUCUUAGCGCAGCUGCCAUUGGCCUGAUGAUUCUUGGAGGAUUAAUAUUUGUGUUGGUACCAAUUCUGAUGUCACAGAGUGAUUGUUUUGGUUAUCUGGGAUCCAGAUCUGCUGGUGGAGUAGGAGCUGGAUUUGAGCCUGUGCCUGAAUGCACAGAAGGAGCUAUCCAUUCCUGGGGAAUUGAAGGAGCACAGCCUGAAGACCGGGAUGUGUCAAAUAUCUGUGCACCAGUAACUGGUGCAAGUAAAGGGGAGUUUGCAGACUCUUCAGAUAUCUACACAACUAAAUAUGGUGAUGGAGGAAUGGUGAGUUCAGGAAUUGAAGAAACAACAGGACUUGGAGCAACAAAAGGCUAUGGAACUGGACUUGGUUAUGGGACAACCACGGGCUAUGGGCUAACGGGACGGAAAGAUACAUUUGGAGGAAUAAAAGAAUACCGAGAAAGUAGUGUGAAUAUGGCCUUCCUAGACAGCUACUUCUCUGAGAAAGCAUUUGCCUAUGCUGAUGAAGAUGAAGGCAGACCUGCAAAUGACUGUCUCCUAAUAUAUGAUCAUGAGGGCAUAGGCAGUCCUGUUGGUUCCAUUGGCUGUUGCAGUUUUAUUGGGGAUGAUCUGGAUGAGUCCUAUUUGGAUACACUGGGUCCUAAAUUUAAGACCCUGGCGGAGAUCUGCUUGGGAAGAGAGAUUGAGCACUUCCCAGGUCUCAAUAUGCCUCUGCCCAAUCCUGAUAUUGAGGUAAAUCUGCCACCACCUGGAACCACGAUUGUUGUUAACACAUCUUCAUCUAUGCCUCAACCUACUGCUGUUGGUGGUACCACGGUUGUUACAGAAAAUACUUACACCACCACUUCCAAUGUACAACCUCAAAGGCCAAUGCCUGAUCCUAUGCUCCAUGGUAAUGUAGUUGUAACAGAAACAUAUACUUCAGGCUCAACAAUGAAACCUCCUACACUUAAUGUUGAUCCUCUGAGUGAAUCAAAUGUUGUGGUCAGAGAAAGAGUGCUGGCUCCUGCCCCAGUCACUGAUUUGCAUGGCAUGAUAGAUAUUCCCGAUCUACCAGGUGGGUCAAAUGUUGUGGUCACAGAAAGAGUAAUUGCUCCUAAUUCAAGGUUACCAGCUUCUUUGAGCAUUCCUAAUUUGACAGAAGGGUCAAAUGUAAUUGUGACCGAAAGAGUGAUUCGACCUGCUGCUAGUGUACAUGGCAACAUGACUCUCCCUUCUGACAUAUCAAGUGCCCGUAAUGUAGUUGUAACCGAAAGAGUUCUGUCUGGAACAGGAGCGAGUGGUGGCCCUGGGAAUCUAAGUAGUGGUCCUAAUUCAUUGUUGACUUCUGAUAAUCUUCUUAGUCAGACAAUUGGAACAGCUUCUCCUGGUUCAACUCGAAGAAGGGUAACAAAAUACAGCACUAUACAGUAUUCUAAUUAGUAAAGAUCAUUUGUGACUACGUGUUUUCUCUCCCCCUUUUUAUUUUUUAGAUAUGCUGCUAAAUAAUGUUUUUAUUAUUUAUAGAUAGCAAAUUAAAAAUCAGAAAAAUGAUUCUUGUCUGAAACAGAAUCUCCUAACAUUAUUUAGUUAUAAAACAAAAUAUAAGGGCACUGCCAACAUAAGAAAAUUCUGAUAUAUUGCCUUUGGAAACAUGAUAGUGUACAUAAUGGAGAAAUCACUAACAGAGCCUUUUGUAUAUAUUUGCUGUUGAGCAAUAUUUGGACCAAUAUAUCACUCCUCUUUAUUAUCAUAUUUAUCACUCCUCUUAUUAACACCAUGGUAAGGAAAUGCAACUGUGCACAAAGUGAUUUAUAGGAACUGUUAAAUUCUGGAAUUCCUUACUGUAUUUUAAAGCAAUUGCAUAGAAACUGUUCCAAAUAAUGAUCUGAUAAAUUCAGCAGUUUAGUUUCAUCUUAAAGCAGUUAGUCAACAUAAGCAAAAAGAUAAAAAAGUGUCAACAGAAAAAAAUGGCAUAUAUUAAUGCUGUAUCUGUGAACAAGACUAUGAAUUACAAUCAGUAUAACAGUCCUUAAGAAUGACAGUAUUCUGCUGUAACAAUAGAAAUGUAUAGAAUGUUAACAGAUUUAGGCAGCAUAUCAUGUAUUAUGAAAGUAUUUGUGAGUGGACAAAUACUCAUUUGUGCUUUAUUUUAAAUUUAAAUUUCAAACAUAUAGCAAAAAAAUAACAGCAACAACCACCUUCCUCUGAUUUUAUACAGAGAUAAAAUUGCUAUAUGUGAUUUAAACAGAAACUUGAAUACCAAAAUAUUCUUCUCCCAAGAAAAUAGAGAAACAAGGUCUCUACAUAUUUAAAUCCCAAAUGCUGAGCUAUUAAAAUAAAGUAUAGGCUUCAUUAGACAGAAUCCAAAAAGCUAUUUUAGACUUAGAAUUGACAGAAAAGUGGUAGAAAUUUAGAUCUAUUCAUUUUUCAAUAGCAAAUCACAAUACACUAUUGCUAGUCAUUCUGUCCAUUGAUAUAGGAUUCUGAAAAUUUUAAAAAAAAAUGUUGAUUCCAUUCUCAAAUAAAAGACUUCAGAUGACUUCCCAUCAGUUUUUAACAAUUUAAUUCUAAAAAAACCCUGAUCUUUCAGGGCAAUAGUUCAUAACCAUGUUUGGCAUGAAAAAAUAACACAAUUCUUUAGAACCUGACCUUCAUUAUUUAGUUAUGUACCAUAUGUAAACUAAAAGUAGCUCCAAUAUAGAGAAUACACUCCAAUGUAAAUACAGUUAUUAGACGCAAGAAAUGCCACCAGAUUAUAGUAAACUAUCCCCUUUACCUUUUAUGUACACCAGGGGUGUCAAACUGGCAGCCCACAAGCCAAAUGAGUCCCACGCAGGCCACGCCCACCCCAGCUCUGUGAAGGGGGAAAAAAAUCACAAAACAUCAUGUGAUGGCAAUGUGACGCUGCGAGUUUGACACCCAUGAUGUACACUGUUAGUUUUGGUAUAGAAUUCUAUAGUAACGUAAGAAUAUGGGUUUUUAUCUCUGCUCCUGGUGUUUAAUUUUCUUCCCAAUUUAACAAGCAUGUUGACCAGCCCAAAGAUACUAAGAUGUAAAUACAAGAGUAAUUUCUAAUACAUCUAGCAACUUGAUCUAGUAUCCACAGUUGAUUUUUUUUUUGCAGAAAGCUUCCCCUCAGCUCUUUUUUCUACAGACAAAAAUAUGGCAUUGUACCUUUAAUUUGUCUUUAUAUCUUUUUUAAAAUCUGCCCAAAGCAACCUGAAACCUUGCAAAAUAUUCGAAUUGUGCAUAUGUAUACUUUGUUUUCCAAAUAAUCCUGGAAAUCAUAGUUUCAAAUAUGAGAUAUCUUUCACUUUCUUCCCCUAAUUACUAACCUAAUUAUGUCUUGUAAUCAUUUAAUGAGACAUUAACCAUUAUGUAAUUAUUUAAUGCCACACCUAUUUUCUUACAUGCGGAAAUCAGCCCAGUCGCAAUUGUAUUUUUGCAUAGUUGAAGUAUGAAGAGUUUUAUACCUGUAGAAAAUGAACACCCAUCUUUUAAUUAAAAUCUCUGUUUUAUUCCUGAGCUCAGGCAGCAUGCAUGACGCUUCCAGGUGUGUAGAAAAGGGACAGAGCUGGUGUUGCCAUGCUGUAAUGCUGUUUAUGUUGUUUGAACCACCCCCUUGCUGCCCCCUCGAAACAUUGCUGCUUGAGUUUGAUUUGGUUAUAGCAGAGGACUUCAACUCCCAGUAUUCUGUGCUGUGCUGGCUGGAGAAUUCAGGGAGUUGAAGUCCACAAGUCUUAAAGCUGCCAAGUUUGAAGACUUCUGGGUUAUAGUAAUACAGGGUAAAAUCAAAGCUGUUAAGUAGUCACUUGAAUUCCUCUGUUAAAGGAAAUGCUAUUUAACUGUCCCCAUGACAAUAUGUUAAACAAUCUGAAGCAGGGGUCUCCAACCUUGGUCCCUUUAAGACUUGUGGACUUCAACUCCCAGAGUCCCUCAGCCAGCAAAGCUUAAAGUCUUAAAGGGACCAAGGUUGGAGACCCCUGAUCUGAAGAACUGUUGCAACCCUGCGGGCUAAAAAAAGGAAAGAAAAGAAAAUUGUAUUAUUUGACCUUAUAAGCUGAAACCCACGUCAAAUGUUUCUCCACAGGAGGAAUCACAAAGUCUUGUUGAUAAAUGGCGUUCUACAUAUAUAUUCCAUGUUUACAUUUUAUAAAAGGCAUCAACAUAAGCCGUAAAGAAGUUGUACUUCUUACAACAUGCCUAAUAAUGAGCUAAAAUAUUAGGACAUAAUAUUACAAAGCUGUAUUUGCAGUCAUUUUUUUAAAUUAUUUUUAUUCUUCUGAAAGCAAAUUUUUUAUCCGAAUACAUGUUGUAGGAUGCAAGUAACUCCAAUUAAAACAUUUUUUUAAUCAACAUCCUUCUAGGAAAUAAUUUUCUUUAACUGCACUGGCUCUCUUUACAAAUUUAAUGUUGAAAAAAAUGUAGGCUUUUUUUGUUUUCCAACCAGAAACAAGUCUAUCAUUCAAGUCAGGAUGUCUAAAUCCUUUCUAAAUAUAAGCUCCCAUUGCUGGUUUGGGGUGGGAUUGCUUUUCAGAAAGAAUGUUUUCUCUAGGAAUGAAAUGUCAUACCUGUGGGAUUACAAUAAAUUGGCACACAAGCUGAAAUUUGAAGCUGUAACAUAAUAUUAAUAAAAUGUCUGGACAAAUUUCUUUU
This is a messenger RNA of Ahaetulla prasina, 6995 nucleotides long. RefSeq names its product desmoglein-1-like. Gene Ontology annotation, molecular function: calcium ion binding. Lineage: Eukaryota; Metazoa; Chordata; Lepidosauria; Squamata; Colubridae. Gene Ontology annotation, biological process: homophilic cell-cell adhesion. The transcript has 16 exons. Bases 162 to 3779 code for a protein of 1205 amino acids. The record is from RefSeq and is a predicted model, not a curated record. Gene Ontology annotation, cellular component: desmosome; plasma membrane.